Molecule: messenger RNA, 3062 nt
Organism: Octodon degus (degu)
Lineage: Eukaryota; Metazoa; Chordata; Mammalia; Rodentia; Octodontidae
Gene: Scarb2
Product: scavenger receptor class B member 2
Exons: 12
Coding region: 199-1635 (478 amino acids)
Biological process (GO): receptor-mediated endocytosis; protein targeting to lysosome
Cellular component (GO): membrane; cytoplasm; lysosome
Molecular function (GO): scavenger receptor activity
Source: RefSeq, a predicted model, not a curated record
GCCCCGGCCACGCCCCGGGCUGCGGCGAGCGUCACGGCCUGCGCGAGCUCUCGGCCCGCGAACCGCCGGCGGAGGAGCCCGGUCCAGCACGCCGGCACCGGGAGGCAGCGCUUCAAGCCAGGUUCUCGCGACGCCACCAAAGCGGCCGGGGGCGCCUCCCUGUCCUCGCAGCCGGCCGAGUCCGGGACGCCGCGCAGUAUGGGCAGAUGCUGCUUCUACGCGGCGGGGACGCUGUCUCUACUGCUGCUGGUGGCCAGCGUCACGCUGCUCGUGGCCCGGGUCUUCCAGAAGGCUAUGGACCGGGCGGUGGAGCAGCGCGUGGUGUUGCGGAACGGAACUGAGGUCUUUCACUCCUGGGAGAACCCUCCGCUGCCCGUAUACACCCAGUUCUACUUCUUCAACGUCACCAACCCAGAGGAGAUCCUCCGCGGGGAGCGCCCUCUGCUGGAGGAAGUGGGGCCCUACACCUACAGGGAAAUCAGAAACAAGGCAAAUAUUCAAUUUGGAGAUAAUGGAACAACAAUAUCUGCUGUUAGCAACAAGGCUUAUGUUUUUGAACGAAACCAAUCUGUUGGAGACCCUGAAGUUGAUUUAAUUAGAACAUUAAAUAUUCCUGCUUUGAUGGCCAUGGAGUGGACGCAGAACCCCCUGCUCCAGGACAUCAUCAAGGCUGUGCUCAAGACCUACAACCAGAAACUCUUCGCCACACAUACUGUGCAUGAGCUGCUCUGGGGCUACAAGGACCAGCUCCUGUCGCUCGUCCAUGUGUUCAGACCCAACAUCUCCUCCUCUUUUGGCCUGUUCUAUGAGAAAAAUGGGACUAAUGAUGGAGAUUAUGUUUUCCUAACUGGAGAAGACAGUUAUCUUAACUUUACAAAGAUUGUGGAGUGGAAUGGAAAAACGUCACUUGACUGGUGGGCAACAGACAAGUGCAAUAUGAUUAAUGGGACAGAUGGAGAUUCUUUUCACCCACUAGUAACUGAAGAUGAAGUGCUUUAUGUCUUCCCAUCUGACUUCUGCAGGUCUGUGUAUAUAACUUUCAGUGACUAUGAGAGAGUAGAGGGGCUGCCUGCCUUUCGGUAUAAGGUGCCUGCAGAAAUACUAGCCAAUACCUCAGAAAAUGCUGGCUUCUGCCUCCCUAAAGGCAACUGCCUGGGCUCUGGAGUGCUGAAUGUCAGCAUCUGCAAGAAUGGUGCGCCCAUUAUUAUGUCUUUCCCACACUUUUACCAAGCAGAUGAGAGGUUUAUUUCUGCCAUACAAGGCCUGCAUCCAAAUAAGGAGGAUCACGAGACUUUUGUGGACAUUAAUCCUUUGACUGGAAUUAUCCUAAGAGCAGCGAAGAGGUUCCAAAUCAACAUUUAUGUCCAAAAGUUAGAUGACUUCAUUGAAACAGGAGACAUUAGAACCAUGGUUUUCCCAGUGAUGUAUCUCAACGAGAGUGUUCUCAUUGAUAAAGAGACUGCAAGGCGACUUAAGUCUGUGAUUAAUACUACUCUGAUUAUCACCAAUAUACCCUACAUCAUCAUGGCACUGGGCGUCCUAUUUGGUUUGAUUUUUACCUGGCUUGCGUGCCGAGGACAGCAAUCUAUGGAUGAGGGAACAGCAGAUGAAAGAGCCCCCCUCAUAAGAACUUAAUCAUCGUCCCCACUCAGUGAAAUGAUGUGUGCGCUGUCCCGAGCUGGACUACGGCAGGGCCCAUGUCCACACAGGCUCUGUACGCGUUAAGAGGAGGGAAGAAGAUGGUGCCAGCAGGUGCUGAGAGGAGUGUUCUGGCCAGACGGUAAUGGACAGGCUGCCAUUAUGCUUCAUAAAAUCAUGUGGUUUCUAAGACUGACUUUUCAUGUGUCUAGCAAGUAUUUAAUAAACUUGUAUAGUAAUUUUUUUUGGGGGGGAGACUGGGUUCUGGUGGCUAUGGAAGUUUGUAACCAUUUCUGUCAAUUUGUCACUGCAUCACUUGUUAACACUCUCUGGUCUAACCUUAGUUAGUGUGCUUCAUUCACCAAGUUGUGUGCUCCAAGUACAUAUGUACCACUUUAUGUUGUACUUCUUAUUUCUCUCCCUAAACAGAAGUUAACAGUUUGGAACCCAGGGUAAAAUGGUAAACCUACCUGAUACAGGACUCAAAUGCAUUUGAUUUUUUCUUUUAAAAUAGUAUAUACUGCAUCUCAUGCUAACCUAUUCAUAACACCUCCAGGAAAAUAACUUGGUCUUCUGACUACUUUUAUACUGGGUAGGAAUCAAGUAGGGGUUUGGGGAGAUGGCUCAGCAGCAUAAGUGCCUGCCUGGCAGCACAUGGUCCUGAGUUCAAUUCCACCCCCCAGGAAAAAAAAAUUCAAUGAGAGGAAUCAAGCAGGGAAGGGACUGAGUGAGGUAGUAUACAUGAGUGGACAGUGAUAAGUGCUGUAAGAUUUUUUAAGUUGUAUUUUUGUGAACCAAGAGAAUGUGUAAAUAAUGUUGGUAGGGAUAAGUACAGACAUUUUAACAUAUCUUAGUAACUGUUAUUCUUUAGUCAAAAUUAUUUUGAUAUGUAAAAUUUUCUGGGAGAAUGUAAUCAGUGAUUUUUGCCCAGUCACCCCUGCCAAAUAAGAUUCAUAUUAAUACGAUUGAAUGGUUAUUUGUAAAAUUAUGACUUUUGGAAAUCUAUUCAUUCACAACCCAAGUUACACAUUUCAGAAAAUCUAGAGCAGACAGAUAUUUCUUCUGGGGCGGUCUUCUUGGUAACUUUGAAACUGUCUUAUAAUCUUUCCUGAGACUCAAUGCUUGCCAGUGUUUCAUGGUUCAUUGUCACUGAGAAAAAUGUGCCAUUUCCCAUGACAAUCAUUUUUCUGACAGGAUGGUAUUUCAGGUACUGCACAGAAAGUACUUUAAAGAAAAAUCUCUUGCAGUGUAAUCAAAGGCAAAAGAAUAGGCAAAACCACUGUUAUGUUAUAGAGUUCAGAAUUCAGCCUGAAUUAAGAGCAUAGCAUUUGAUUCUCAAAGUUCCAUACUGAUUUUUACUGAAAAGCCGAGUUUCCUGGAAAAGAGCUUACAAAAUUUCCUGACUCAAUUAUUCCAAUAGAUUU